This is a messenger RNA of Eruca vesicaria subsp. sativa (arugula), 375 nucleotides long. The record is from the annotation of a GenBank genome assembly. NCBI's taxonomy places the organism in Eukaryota, Viridiplantae, Streptophyta, Magnoliopsida, Brassicales, Brassicaceae.
AUGGCUAAUUCAUACACGUUACUUGCUGACUUGAAGGCUGGGAGAUGCUCUCAUUCGGCUGAGAUCCGGCUCCUCCGAUUCUGGGAAGCCAGGAACCUAAACAAAAAUAAUCAGCUGAUGAGCAUCGAGAUGUUGAUGAUCGAUGAGGAUUCGAUGCUGGUGCAAGGCUCUGUACCUGCUUCAUUACAGCAAACUUUCCGGUCCCGUUUAUCUGAAGGAUCACUGUACCGUAUGAGCGGUUUCGACGUCACACGCAGCAGUACAAAAUACAGACUCUCUGACGGUCCUGUCGCCAUUCGCUUCAACGAGGGAACUGAUUUCCAGAAGCUACUAACCACAUCAAGGAUAAUACCUACAGAAUAUAUCCGAUUCUGA